GUUUUGUUUGUUGGCAAGAAACGGGUGUCGAUGGCUGAAGAACGCGCCUUUAGCGCGUAGAACCUUCUCAGAAGCAGUGACGGUUCCUAUUUCAAUCAAAUCAAUUCGAGAAGAUGGAGAUAUCCAGUAUAUUGAUAUCGAUGCGCAAGUUGGAAAGCCAUUGCUUGCUUCUCUUACAUCGACGACAAAAAUCCAAUAUCAUUGCGGCGGAAAAGGAGUUUGUGGUCAAUGUCUUGUCUCUGUGCCCCAAGAUGUCUACAAUCGAUUGGAUCCACCUUCCAAAAACGAACAAAUCGCAAUAUCUACAAAUCUGUCCAUUCCCAAAAAUGCUCGUCUCGCUUGCCAGCUGAAAGUAUCAAAAAUCUUUAGUGGACGGACUAUCGAAAUCUACAUCCCUUUUGAGUU
Messenger RNA from Blastocystis hominis, 405 nucleotides. RefSeq lists its product as hypothetical. The coding region runs from base 114 to 350 and encodes 78 amino acids. NCBI's taxonomy places the organism in Eukaryota, Bigyra, Opalinata, Blastocystidae. The transcript is spliced from 4 exons. The record is from RefSeq and is a predicted model, not a curated record.